CGCAACCAAAAGUGUGUAAGAUGGCACAAAUGAGGAACAAGCAAGUGAUUCUAAGAGACUAUGUAUCUGGUUUUCCUAAGGAAACAGACAUGAGCAUUGUUGAAAGUACCUUAACUUUGAAGCUUCCAGAAGGUUCCAAUGAGGUGCUGCUCAAGAAUCUCUACUUGUCGUGUGACCCUUUCAUGCGAAUGCUCAUGACCAAGGUGGAAUCCGUUGAGGGAUUUCCUUCCUAUGUCCCUGGCUCUGUAAGUUAUGCUCUCUCUUUAUUGGAAAGCCAAUCAUUAACAGGAUUUGGCGUGGCUAAAGUCCUGGAAUCCGGACACACAGAUUAUAAGAAAGGUGAUUUAGUAUGGGGUUUGACUAAAUGGGAAGAGUAUAGCUUGGUCCCAUCAACUCAAAUGCUUUUCAAAAUUGAGCACAAGGAUGUCCCACUUUCCUACUAUACUGGAAUUCUUGGUAUGCCAGGAAUGACUGCUUAUGCUGGAUUCUUUGAAUUAGGAUCUCCCAAGAAAGGAGAGAAAGUUUUUAUUUCAGCUGCCUCUGGUGCUGUUGGUCAACUUGUUGGUCAAUUUGCUAAAUUGACUGGUUGUUAUGUUGUUGGAAGUGCUGGAAGUAAAGAGAAGGUGGAUCUAUUGAAGAAUAAAUUAGGAUUUGAUGAAGCUUUUAAUUACAAAGAAGAGCCAGACCUUGAUGCAGCUUUGAAAAGAUACUUUCCAGAAGGCAUUGACAUUUACUUUGAGAAUGUUGGGGGCAAAACUCUUGAUGCUGUACUUCUGAAUAUGAGAGUCCAUGGCCGCAUACCUGUCUGUGGAAUGGUUUCACAGUAUAAUCUCACUCAACCUGAAGGUGUAACAAAUUUGACAAAUCUUAUAUAUAAGCGGAUUCGUAUGCAAGGCUUUAAUGUUUUUGAUUUCUUUCACCUAUAUCCCAAAUUCUUGGAGUUUCUUCUGCCUCAUAUCAAAGAAGGGAAGGUUGUGUAUGUGGAAGACAUAGCUGAGGACCUUGAGAAUGGCCCUGCAGCUUUGGUUGGACUCUUUAGUGGUCACAAUUUUGGUAAACAAGUGCUUCUUGUUGCUCGUGAAUGAAUUAUGUUGCUUUUGUAAUACAUUGAUGUCUUCUUUUUUUAGUUCUGUUUUUGUGUUGAAUAUCGAGCACUGUGUAUGGCCUUUGCAAUCAUCUUCCUUAAUUGUGAUGAAAGGAGGCAUGUUAAGGGAGUUUUAGUUGAGAACCACGUGUGUAAUUGGGUUGUGCAUACAGAAC
Molecule: messenger RNA, 1260 nt
Organism: Gastrolobium bilobum
Lineage: Eukaryota; Viridiplantae; Streptophyta; Magnoliopsida; Fabales; Fabaceae
Product: 2-alkenal reductase (NADP(+)-dependent)-like
Exons: 5
Coding region: 21-1085 (354 amino acids)
Molecular function (GO): 2-alkenal reductase [NAD(P)H] activity
Source: RefSeq, a predicted model, not a curated record